UUGUUAGUUUCCAAGUACCAUCGUUCGAGUCUGUCUGUGCUGUCAGUUCACUCUUUCUUCCUCAAGUCCACCGCCACUUCCUCUCGCUUUGCAAACGGCUUAUGCGACCGGCUCGCUCUCACUGUCUUUGAUCACAGCACCCUGACUGCAUCUUCACCUCCUACCAACAGAAAUCAUGUGUAGUGGUCCUAAGUGGAAGCGAGAGAUUGUACCAGACCAUAAGUUCGACUUUGUGGAUACUCGCGAGUUUACAGACAAUGGCUUUAUUAUGCGAGUAAAAUAUCUGUGGAUAUACAUCAUAGUCCUCAAGUCCUUCUUGGUCUAUGUGUCCGAUAUCUUCACCGCUAUCACCAUGUUGACUACCACUUCCUGGUCCAACGAAAUUUUUAACAAUUGCCAACAAUUUGGCUGUGUGAGCAUUCCUUACAACACUGGCAAAUGGCUAUUCGUCGGCUGCAUCAUCUUCUCGUUUUUACUGCUCGCAUACGAGACUCGUAAAUCCAAGAAGAUCAUUGCCAGUAGAGACAUUUCUUAUGCUUUCACAAACGUCAUGGCUCAACAUUACUACUCCCUUCGAUCCUAUGAUCACUUCUGUUUCUUUGACCAUAUCAGCAACUCGACUAAACUCAGCGACGAUUUUGCGUUCUUCGUGUUCUUCACUUUCAAGAGCUGGAAGCGAGUCUUGUUGGCAGAUGGCCCUCGUCAGACCAUCAACGGCCUCACACUUUAUGCGAUAUACCUUGCUCACAAAGACGAAGGUCACUGGUAUGAUGUGAGCAAGUACUUCAAGGACAACAGUCUGUCGACAUCAGCCUUAACGGUAACGACUUUCUUUACUGUUGUCGUGUUCGCUGGUUCUCUGCUCCUUCUCAUCGUGGCUGGCGUUUGUUACAUUCCUCUACUGGCUCACAUUCGUGGUAACCUCAAGGAAUACUGCUGUCAUAAAGUAGACAAACGAAUUGACACUGUCAUCAAGCGCCGAAUGAAGCAGCGUCUUGUUGAUGCUGCAAAGCUCGCCAAGAAAGAGGCAAUGGGUGACUAUUCUCACCUAAAGGACAAGAAGGGGAAAAUGGUCGGAAAACCCCUACCUCAGCCUACACUUCCAAACUUGUCCGUCGACGACGAUGACGACCGAUCAUCCAUCCGAACUCGCGGUCCUCCUCCUAGCACCUAUACCCAAGAUUCAAAUUAUUACUAUUAUGACAAAGGUGGUGCUUAUCCUCCCCCUAUGCCAGCGUACAAUCCCUAUUCCGCCAACCAGUCCCCCGGAUCCUAUCCGUAUCUCAAUCCCUCGCAACCCGCGUUGUCACGCGAGGAUUAUCAGUCCGGUUAUGAAGAGGACGACACAACAGGCCUCGCUGUUGCGGCUGCACCGUUCGCGCAACAAUCUCAGACACAUCUCAAUGCUCAUUCUUCGUCUUUGACCAACCCGUACAGUCCUGGACCCACUGGUGGGACAGGCUUCAACGCUCAUGAUGUGUAUCAGGGACGCGAUCCAGAUCAUGAUGGGUUGGCAUAUUACUCCAACUCGCAUUCCGAGACCUCUGAAGGGUUAGCGUAUGACCAGGACUCACAACCGCAGCAAGGGGCUUACCAUCAGGAUUAUGUCCCUCAUUACGACAAGCAGUAUUCUGGUGGUACAUAUCAAGAUUAUUCUACCUCUCAGCCUGUUUAUGGUGCAUAUGCCCUAUCUCAGAACAAGGAUAAUGGUGGUGGAGCCCAUGGAUAUGCUGUUUAAGUUUGGACAUAAUAUUUUUUCGUUUCAGUUUCUUCUUGUUCCAGGUUGAAUUCCUUCUUACUGCGUGAUAUAUAUGUACAACAGCUGGAUUAUAACAAUAUAAUACGCGCUA
This is a messenger RNA of Lentinula edodes (shiitake mushroom), 1850 nucleotides long. RefSeq lists its product as uncharacterized. Gene Ontology annotation, molecular function: potassium ion transmembrane transporter activity. The coding region runs from base 176 to 1738 and encodes 520 amino acids. The transcript is spliced from 8 exons. Gene Ontology annotation, biological process: potassium ion transmembrane transport. Lineage: Eukaryota; Fungi; Basidiomycota; Agaricomycetes; Agaricales; Omphalotaceae. Gene Ontology annotation, cellular component: plasma membrane. The record is from RefSeq and is a predicted model, not a curated record.